AUGUCAUCAUCCGCCGAUGAAGAGCACUCUAGAGGAAUAGGAACAAACGCGUCACCGUUAACCAGGGAGGAAGGACGACUGUCAUCUGCGUUGAACGAGAGGAGAACACUGCCGUCUCAAAGAAACGAUGAUGUCAUGGUGCCUGCAACACCCGAACAAGCCAACGGAGGCGAAGGACUGCCCAAUUCUUCUGUUCGGCUAUCACCCUCUAGUGCCAUAGAGAGAGAUGACAACCAUUCUCUUGAGGACGUGGAUUCGUCGUUUCGUGGUCGUCAUCAACAUGAUGAAGACGACAUUCAAAGUCUUCAUGAUUCGCAAACCCUCGCCCGCGGGACAAAUGUCGACAUUCGCAUAGCUGCUGCAACUUUUCGGGAUUUUCUCAGAAACUUCAGGGCACUCCCGCUAUUCAGCGAUUCGUCAGAUGAUGACUCGGUGAUGAGUGAUAAACCGACUUCUCCACCCUUUUAUUUGGAAAGGCUGGAGUCAAUGGCAGGCCAUACCGCACCUUCCAGUUUGGAUAUUGAUACCAUGCACCUGUACUAUCACAAUGAAGCAUGCCAGAUACUCUAUCAUCAACUGGUGCAUUACCCAAUGGAGCUUGUACCACUCUUUGAUUUGGUGGUGCAAAAAGAACUACAGCGUGUUGUUGAUCUGGAACAGCACCAGAUACCAGCUAUUCAAGUGCGGCCGUAUAAUCUCAAAGAGGUUUCUAAUUUGCGCUGCCUUGAUCCCGUUGCAAUGGAUUCAAUGGUUUGCCUGAAGGGGAUGAUCGUUCGAUGUUCUCCUAUCAUUCCAGAUUUGAAGGUUGCUCACUUUCGAUGCGUCAUCUGCGGGCAUGAUCAGCAGGUUGCGAUUGAUCGAGGAAGGAUCAACGAGCCUGCUCAAUGCAGUGGCUGUCAUACGAAAGAUUCCUAUCAGCUCUUACAUAACCGAUCUAUAUAUGCCGACAAACAAUUGGUUCGAUUGCAAGAGACGCCGGAUCAGGUACCCGCGGGUCAGACACCGGCUUCCGCAGUCACUUUUUGCUUCGAUGAUCUUGUGGACAAAUGUCAACCAGGUGAUAAAGUGGAGGUGGUGGGAAUUCUUCGGGCUCAACCAGUUCGUGUCAAUCCCAAGUUGACGAAGCUGAAAUCAAUCUACAAGACAUACGUUGACGUGAUUCACUUUCGAACCGUAACUGGAAUGGAACGCGAAAAGGGGAAGUAUGCUUCGACAAACCUAAGCAAAGAAAGAGUUGCAUAUUUGCGAAGCAUUGCCAAUAGACCGGAUAUCUAUGCUCAACUUACACAGUCGCUGGCACCUUCAAUUUGGGAGUUGGACAAUGUCAAAAAGGGUGUGUUGUGCAUGCUGUUUGGUGGCAAUAGUCGUCGUGUUGGAAGAAAUUCUGAGGCUGCAGAGGAUUCAGAAAUGGAAAGUGAAGGAAACACUGAGGAAAAUGUCGACGGCCACGACGAAGAAGUAAAGCUUUGUAAAAGAGGUGACAUCAAUAUACUACUCUGUGGUGAUCCUGGAACAUCAAAGUCGCAGCUAUUGAGCUAUGUACACAAGCUAAGCUCUCGUGGCGUUUACACGUCUGGGAAAGGCAGUAGUGCAGUGGGUCUCACCGCAUCGGUGGUCAGAGACCCUGAAACUCGCGAUCUUGUACUCGAAAGUGGUGCGUUAGUUCUGUCGGACAGGGGUAUAUGUUGUAUUGAUGAAUUCGACAAGAUGUCUGAUGCCACUCGAUCAAUUCUCCAUGAGGCGAUGGAGCAGCAGACAGUUAGCAUAGCAAAAGCUGGAAUUAUUGCCUCUCUUAACGCUCGAACAUCAAUACUGGCAUCUGCAAAUCCUCUUGAAUCAAGGUAUAACCCCAAUCUCAGUGUAGUUGAAAAUAUCAGGCUCCCCCCUACACUGCUGAGCCGCUUCGAUUUGAUUUAUCUGAUUUUGGACUCUCCAAACGUCGAUCAAGAUCGUCAACUUGCACAGCAUCUUGUGGGAUUGUAUCAUGCAGUCCCAAGCGUUAGAAAACCUCCUUUGGAAACGGACCUUUUGAAGGACUACAUUGACUACGCCCGCGAGCAUGUUCACCCUGCCCUUAGUGACGAGGCUGUGGAUCAAUUGUUAGCAAGUUACCUUGAGUUGCGAAAUCCUCCCGGGGGAAAUAUAGGAAAUAAUGGUACCCGAACAAUCUCAGCAACACCCAGGCAGCUGGAGUCUCUUAUUCGCACGAGUGAGGCGCUGGCAAAAAUGAGAUACUCACCUAUAGUCACUAGAGAGGAUGCAAAAGAGGCCGUCCGACUAUUGAAAGUAGCGACACAAGCUGCCGCAACAGACCCAAGAACUGGUCGGAUUGAUAUGGACAUGAUCAAUACAGGUCGAAGUGUCUUGGAUAGGGAGUUGGAAGAAGGCAUUUACAUUGGGCUUAAGGAGUAUCUAACCGAGCGACGAGGUACUAGACUAGCAUUGCGGGACAUUGUGAAUCAUCUUUCUGAGGUAUCGAACCAGCCAGUAUCUCAUGAUGACAUUUCAGGCGCACUCCAUCAAAUGGAGGCAGACGGUUUCCUUCAAUUCAACGAACGGACGCAAUCUGUAUUUGUGCGCACUAGACUCGGCACUUAG
This is a messenger RNA of Cylindrotheca closterium, 2598 nucleotides long. NCBI's taxonomy places the organism in Eukaryota, Bacillariophyta, Bacillariophyceae, Bacillariales, Bacillariaceae. The record is from the annotation of a GenBank genome assembly.